AUGGUUCAAUCCUCCAUUCUCGGUUUCCCUCGCAUGGGUGCCAACCGUGAACUCAAGAAAGCGACCGAAGCCUACUGGGGUGACAAGCUCUCACAGGAAGAUCUCCUCAAGGAGGGCAAGAGACUGAGAUCUGAACACUGGAAGAUCCAGAAAGACGCUGGCAUUGAUAUCAUCCCCAGCAAUGACUUUGCCUUCUACGACCAGGUUCUGGACCACAUUCAGCUGUUCGGUGUCAUCCCCGAGCGCUACUCGAAGUACAACCUUUCUCCUAUUGACGAGUACUUCGCCAUGGGACGUGGUCUACAGAGACCGGCCACCGACAAUGCUCCUGCCGUUGAUGUACCCGCUCUGGAAAUGGUGAAAUGGUUCGAUUCAAACUACCACUACGUCAAGCCUACCCUCCAGGAUAACCAGACCUUCAAGCUAGCUUCCAAGCCCAAGCCUGUCAGUGAGUUCCUAGAGGCCAAGGAGGCUGGUAUCACCACCCGCCCUGUCCUUCUCGGCCCAGUCUCUUUCCUCCACCUGGGAAAGGCGGACCGCGGACAGUCCAUUGAGCCCAUCUCUACUCUGGACAAGCUGCUGCCUCUCUAUGUUGAUUUGCUCAAGCAGCUCAAAGAGGCGGGUGCCGAGACUGUACAGAUUGAUGAGCCCAUCCUAGUCUACGAUCUCCAGCCCAAUGUCAAGGAGGCUUUCAAGCCUGCCUAUGAGGCUCUGACCGCAACCGGUCUUCCAAAGUUGGUUGUUGCCACUUACUUUGGCGACGUCGUCCACAACUUGGACGCGGUGGCUCACCUCAAGAACGCCUAUGCCCUGCACGUCGAUCUCGUCCGCAACCCUGAACAGCUCGAGUCUGUCCUAGGUGCCAUCGGCUCUCAGCAGGUUUUGUCCGCCGGCGUGGUUGACGGCCGGAACAUCUGGAAGACCAACAUGAAGCGAGCUAUUGAGAUUGUCGAGGCUGCUGUGCAGAAGCUUGGCAAGGAUCGUGUCAUUGUUGCCAGCUCUAGCUCUCUACUCCACACUCCUCACACUCUUGCUUCCGAGAAGAAGCUCGACAAGGAGGUCGCCGAUUGGUUCUCUUUUGCCACCGAGAAGGCUACUGAGAUCGCUAUCAUCGCUAAGGCCGUGAGCGAGGGCCCCGCUACCGUCCGGGAGGCUCUCGAGGCCAAUGCUGCCUCGAUGCAAGCUCGCGCCUCUUCUAGCCGUACCAACAACAAGGCCGUCCAAGACCGCCAGCGCCAGGUUACCGAAGAGAUGCACAGCCGGAAGAGUCCCUUCCCUACGCGCAUUGCUCAACAGUCGGAGCGACUCAACCUUCCCCUCUUCCCCACUACCACCAUCGGCUCCUUCCCUCAGACUAAGGAGAUCCGAAUCCAGCGCAACAAGUUCACCAAGGGUGAGAUCACUGCUGAGCAGUACGAGAAGUUCAUCGAAAAGGAAAUUCAAGACGUCAUCUCCAUCCAAGAGGAGCUUGGUCUCGAUGUCUAUGUCCACGGCGAGCCCGAGCGCAACGACAUGGUGCAGUACUUCGGUGAGCGCCUAGACGGCUAUGCGUUCACUACCAACGGCUGGGUCCAAUCUUAUGGCUCCCGCUGUGUCCGACCCCCCAUCGUGGUUGGUGACGUCUCCCGCCCUGCUCCGAUGACUGUCAAGGAGUCUAAGUACGCCGCAUCCAUCUCCAAGAAGCCCAUGAAGGGUAUGCUUACUGGCCCCAUCACCUGCCUGCGGUGGUCGUUCCCUCGUGACGAUGUCCACCAGUCGGUCCAAGCUCAGCAACUUGCCCUUGCUCUCCGAGACGAAGUAGUCGACCUCGAGAAGGCCGGUGUUUUUGUCAUCCAGGUCGACGAGCCCGCCCUGCGUGAGGGUCUGCCUCUCCGUGUCGGCAAGGAGCGCACCGACUACCUCAAGUGGGCUGUCGACUCUUUCCGUCUCAGCACUGCUGGUGUUGAGGAUGGCACUCAGAUCCAUUCCCACUUCUGCUACUCUGAGUUCCAGGAUUUCUUCUAUGCCAUCGCUGCUCUCGAUGCCGACGUUCUCUCCAUUGAGAACAGCAAGAGUGACGCCAAGCUGCUGAAGGUCUUUGUGGAUGAGGCUUAUCCUCGUCACAUCGGCCCUGGCGUGUAUGACAUCCACUCUCCUCGUGUGCCCAGCCAGCAGGAAAUUGAAGACCGCAUCCAGGAGAUGCUGCAGUACCUCAAGCCCGAGCAACUGUGGAUCGAUCCCGACUGCGGUCUCAAAACCCGCCAGUGGAAGGAGACCAAGGCCGCCCUGACCAACAUGGUCAACGCGGCCAAAACCUUCCGUGGCAAGUACCAGAAGUGA
This is a messenger RNA of Cyphellophora europaea CBS 101466, 2319 nucleotides long. RefSeq names its product 5-methyltetrahydropteroyltriglutamate-homocysteine S-methyltransferase. The record is from RefSeq and is a predicted model, not a curated record. The coding region runs from base 1 to 2319 and encodes 772 amino acids. Gene Ontology annotation, molecular function: zinc ion binding; 5-methyltetrahydropteroyltriglutamate-homocysteine S-methyltransferase activity. The transcript is spliced from 3 exons. Lineage: Eukaryota; Fungi; Ascomycota; Eurotiomycetes; Chaetothyriales; Cyphellophoraceae.